CCCCGCACAACGAGGAGAUGUGCCAGCCAUGUUGUCCUACCAUGACCACAACUGCGUCGGUAUAGGGUACGUCGUCGACCCUUUCCUCGGCCUCUUAGGUGGCACACUGGCGUGGACGUUGCUCCUGAGCAAAUCGCGCGCAAUUUCCAGAAACGUCGCCGCUCGCAUGAGCCGUGGUCCGGGUGUAAGAGCGAACCGCGAACGACUGAGGCUGUUUGUUGAGUCGACGACCAUGACCUUCUUACCGCCAGUGCUCUGUCAAAUUGUGAUGGUCGUUUCCUACUGGUAUAAGAACGUGACGGCGCAGCGAGCGGCCAACCAGGCAGCCAUCUACAACGUCCAUCUUAGCCUCGUCUUUUCUCUCUUGGCAAACACCUGGUCCACCCUUAGGCUACAGCAGGCUGGUGGCGCUCGGCGGCAGUCCUUGUUUCACCCUGCGACGAGGAAGCGAGUCGGCCCCGACGAGACGCUGCUCUCGACCAUUCUUCGAUCGGGAGGAAUCUUUGAUCCUCUGCCUCUGUAGCUAUCUCUCAUCACUCAAAGACACUGUUAUGUCAGAC
Molecule: messenger RNA, 560 nt
Organism: Acaromyces ingoldii
Lineage: Eukaryota; Fungi; Basidiomycota; Exobasidiomycetes; Exobasidiales; Cryptobasidiaceae
Exons: 1
Coding region: 29-523 (164 amino acids)
Source: RefSeq, a predicted model, not a curated record